Messenger RNA from Calliphora vicina (urban bluebottle blowfly), 1038 nucleotides. RefSeq lists its product as uncharacterized. The coding region runs from base 1 to 1038 and encodes 345 amino acids. Gene Ontology annotation, biological process: DNA integration. Gene Ontology annotation, molecular function: nucleic acid binding. The record is from RefSeq and is a predicted model, not a curated record. The transcript has a single exon. NCBI's taxonomy places the organism in Eukaryota, Metazoa, Arthropoda, Insecta, Diptera, Calliphoridae.
AUGGCAGCUCUUCCCCCGGAACGAGUUAAAUUUUCGCUACCGUUUACCUACACGGGUGUCGACUUUGCCGGCCCCUUUGGCGUUAAGUCCUCUAAUUUAAGAAAUGCAAAAAUUUUGAAAGCCUACACCGCAGUUUUCGUUUGUUUUUCAACACGUGCAGUUCAUCUAGAGCCUUGCUCUGACCUAUCCACUGAUGCCUUCCUUGCUUGUUUUAGCAGAUUUACUGGACGUAGAGGUCUACCUAAGACGUUGUUUUCCGAUAAUGGAAGAAAUUUCAUUGGAGCAAAUCUGGCCCUCCUCAAAGCCCACAACAAUUUUCUAAUAACAGCAGAACAAGCGUUAAUAAAUAAAUACAGCAUAUUAGGAUUUACUUGGUCAUUUAUCCCACCUUAUGCACCCCACAUGGGUGGUAUAUGGGAGGCUGCCGUGAAAAGCAUGAAAAUGCAUCGAAAAAAGGUAACCAACUCCUUCUCAUUUACGUUCGAGGAAUUCACCACAUUACUUAUUAAAAUCGAGGCAGUAUUGAAUUCAAGGCCACUAUCCUCGAUAACUGAAAAUCCCAACGAGAUUUUACCUUUGACUCCGGGACAUCUGUUACGCGGCGCACCUCUUGUGGCUCCACCUGAAACUCCAUCUGACCCGAAUGCUAAAAACUUGCCUUUCUUGAAACGCUGGGAGCGUUUAAAAUCCCUACAACAUAUUUUUGCUCAAAGAUGGAAAAAUGAAUACAUCACCGAGUUACAACGUCGCUAUAAAUGGAAAAAAGAAAGAGAUAAUCUUAAGCCAAAUGAUAUUGUCAUUGUAAAAGACGAUUCAUUACCGUCCACCGAUUGGCGGCUUGGUCGCGUCACGAACGUAGUUUAUGGAAAGGACAACAAAGUUCGCGUCGCUGUCGUUUUACCGCAGAAUGGAAUUAUACGAAGAUCCAUCGUGAAACUCUGCAUACUUCCAACUGAGAGUGACCACCAGAAAAAUGUAGGCAGAAAUAUAACCCCUAAUUCAUCAAAAGUCACCUCUCAAAACCCAAAGAAAAUUUGA